UGUGAAUGCUCUAUAGUGCUGGAAGCAGCAGCAGACAGAUGCAGUCGCUAUCCAGGGGAAGCAGGUCACAUACUGAUAAGCUGCAACACUGACACCUUCCCGGCAAAUCAGACUCCGGGAGCAAAGCAGGAACCUCCCUGACAUCAGGGGCCGUGGUGGACUUUGGGGACACUGAAUUUUGCAUUUCCACCGGGACCUUCCAGAGAGAGAGAGAGAGAGAGAGAGAGAGAGAGAGAGAGGGGACCCUGAAGUCACAAUGUCAUUGUCAACUACGCGACGGCUACAGCGCGGAACUCCUCUGCCGCUUCAUCCAGGAAUAAUGGAGUCUCCCAGUGUGGACAAAGAUCUGCUAGAAGGAUGCACGUCUCCCUUUGAACUGAAAUCAGCCCCAAGCAAGAAGAUGUGGGUCAAGCUGCGAUCUCUCCUGAAGUACAUGGUAAAACAACUGGAAAAUGGAGAGGUCAACAUUGUAGAGUUGAAAAAAAACUUGGAAUAUACAGCAUCGCUCUUGGAAGCGGUUUAUAUCGAUGAGACAAGGCAGAUUCUAGACACAGAAGAUGAACUGCCAGAAAUCCGAUCAGACUGUGUUCCAUCUGAAGUCCGGGACUGGCUGGCCUCCACAUUUACCCAGCAUACACGGUCAACUGGCCGGAGGUCUGAAGAGAAGCCCAGGUUUCGCAGCAUCGUCCAUGCAGUGCAGGCGGGAAUCUUCGUGGAAAGAAUGUUUCGAAGAUCAUACACAGCAGUUGGACCCAAUUAUUCUGCAGCUGUUGUUAACAGUUUAAAGCACUUGGACCUGUGGGACUUUGAUGUAUUUGUGCUGAACAGAGUGAGCGAGGAUCAUGCCUUGAAAACCAUUGUUUUUGAACUUCUGACCAGGCACAAUCUUAACAGUCGAUUCAAGAUUCCUAUUGCAUUUCUCAUGAGUUUUUUGGACUCUCUGGAAAGCGGUUAUGGGAAAUAUAAGAAUCCGUACCAUAACCAGAUCCAUGCAGCAGAUGUAACACAGACAGUUCAUUGCUUUCUUCUCAGAACGGGCAUGGUGCACUGUCUGAAUGAGAUUGAGAUUUUGGCUAUCAUUUUUGCUGCGGCCAUCCAUGAUUUUGAACAUACAGGAACGACAAACAGCUUCCACAUCCAGACAAAGUCAGACUGUGCCAUUCUGUACAAUGACCGCUCAGUGCUGGAGAAUCACCACGUCAGCGCAGUUUAUCGGAUUAUGCAAGAUGAUGAGAUGAAUAUCUUUGUCAACCUCACUAAGGACGAGUUUGCGGAACUAAGGUCUCUGGUCAUAGAGAUGGUCCUGGCCACUGAUAUGUCUUGUCAUUUUCAGCAAGUCAAAACCAUGAAAACAUCUCUGCAACAGCUAGAAACCAUGGACAAAUCAAAGGCUCUUUCUCUACUACUCCAUGCAGCUGAUAUCAGCCAUCCCACCAAGCAGUGGAAGGUGCAUGCACGAUGGACCAAAGCUCUAAUGGAAGAGUUUUUUAGACAGGGUGACAAAGAGACUGAAUUGGGAUUGCCCUUUUCUCCACUAUGCGACCGAAAGUCCACUUUGGUUGCCCAAUCUCAGAUUGGCUUCAUUGAAUUUAUUGUGGACCCCACUUUUUCAGUGCUUACAGAUGUGGCUGAAAAGAUUGUUCUUCCUUUAGUAGAGGAGGGAAGCAAAUCCAAAUCAACUGCUUCAGUCAACCAGUCAAGCUCUCAGUGGAGGCAGCCAUCCAUAGACGACCAAUCUGAAAUGGGAGACAUUAAUGCUGACAUUAAAAGCUUUCGAACAACGUGGACAAAGUAUAUCCAGGAAAACAAGCAAAAGUGGAAGGAAAGAGCAGCCAGCGGAAUCACUAACCAAACGUCUGUGGAUGAGCUCUCCCCAUGCGAGGAGGUACAUAGCACAGAGGAAAAUGGCAACGUGGACUAGUGCAGUUACCCUGGAUACCAGGCAAUGCUCCUGUCCAGAACAAAGUUUUUAUGGCACUUCAGAUCCCCUCACUGCAGUAUGGAAGAAUUAGAAUGCAGAAAGUAAUAUAAUCAGCUCUGAGUGAGGUCAACUGUCACUUUGCACACACAGAAAGAAGGGAUUCAGGGAUCUAGCUUGCCCUUCGAAUCCCUCCAUCUGUGACACUGUGUGGACUGACUCCCAGACCUUUACACAGCUCUUCCUACUUCUCUUUCUCAACAGCCUCUCAAUGGAAAUACUAAGCUGCCUCUUCUCCAUGUAGCAUUUCCAACAGAGGUAUCUUAUUCUUUAGUGAGUCUCUCAAAUUAGGGCACUCUAUUUUGUUGUUGUACACAAGUCACACAAACAGUCAUCAAUGCAGUGCUCUGCAUGACUCUCAAGCAGUCAAACAGAAAUUGGCUCAUUGUCUUCAAGAUUGAUGCAAAAAUAAUAAAUGAAACCACAGUCCCUUUACAUAUGGACAGUGAAAGCGUGGAAAGGAGAAGAAGCAAGGGGAAUUGCAACCUGUAAUGCAUUACUGCAUUUAAAGAAAAGUAGAAAGUAUGGAACCAAGGCAUCUCCUAAUACAAACCUUAUUAAGACAAUUUACCUGGGGCAAAACCAAGGGCAACAUCCCCACCAAAAUACAAUAUUCCUACAGCUGGUCAAUAUAAAAGUCGAAGGAUUCUGGAUGCUGUAAGAAAUUGAAGUGAUCCUUAUUAUUCUUUAUUAACACACACAAUUAACAGAAGCCAGUGGAACACAGACUCAGUUCUUCCAUUGCAUUGUGAUCUAAUUACCCACACGGAAGGGACCAAAGCAUGUUAGUAAAGUCCUUUUAUUAGAAUGAUGUGUACUGUAUUGCAUUUAUUACACCAAUUGUGUACUGCUGCUGAACACAUUAUUAGCACAGAGCAUUGCUGUAAUAGAAUAGUUUCUGCUAGGCAGACAUUGCUUUUUAUAUUUUUCCUCUGUUCUAAAUAAUAUGCAAAUAAUAACAUAUUCAUUAAUUUUGACGUACAUAAGCAGGGCUCUGUCCACUCUUAUUCCUGAGAGUAUACAGAGCAUUGCUCAUGUAAUCCUUUCUAGACAUUGUCACAGAUUCUACUGAUAGCAACAAAUCAACUCUUCAUCUCCCCUGUUUUUAACAUGAGUAGCAUUCCUUCAUAUCCUACAGAUGGAGCAGGUUCAAUGGAAGUCUGUUCCAUCUGUAGUUCCAUGGUCUGGUUAAUGAAAGCAGAAGCUUGCA
Messenger RNA from Xenopus laevis (African clawed frog), 3188 nucleotides. It is a transcript of the gene pde1b.L, whose product is annotated as phosphodiesterase 1B L homeolog. Bases 257 to 1921 code for a protein of 554 amino acids. The transcript is spliced from 16 exons. NCBI's taxonomy places the organism in Eukaryota, Metazoa, Chordata, Amphibia, Anura, Pipidae. The record is from RefSeq and is a predicted model, not a curated record.